Messenger RNA from Penaeus indicus, 689 nucleotides. RefSeq lists its product as uncharacterized. Bases 112 to 561 code for a protein of 149 amino acids. Lineage: Eukaryota; Metazoa; Arthropoda; Malacostraca; Decapoda; Penaeidae. The record is from RefSeq and is a predicted model, not a curated record. The transcript is spliced from 4 exons.
AAAGCAGGCAAACAAACUGACAACAGCACAACAAUCCACGUGUAUAUCACUGGCAGUGCUAUUACUGUCAACACAUUCAACUCCCAAGAUUUGUGAACAACUGAUCAGUUAAUGCACUUUGGAUGUUUGUUAUGCUCCUCUGAAUUAAUCAAGAUGAAGCCCAUUAUGCAGAUAGCAGUGGUGUUGGUGGCGGUGGGGGUAGGGGUGGCCAGUGCAGCACCUUUCUCGUUCCCAGUUGUGGACUCUCCUCAGACUAGACUUUUCCAGUCCCUUUCUCCUACUGAGCGGACUGCAGUACUUCACAUGGCACUUACUGGCCAAGUUGUUGGCAAUGCACUGAUAGCUGGUCAGUCAUCUAAAGGUCAUGCGAGCCCAAAACUCUUGGAUGAACCCGAGGUUUUGAUACUGGCACUCGAAUUACGCCACUGGAUAAAGUCUAACUGGCAACUUACACCUGAUCAGAUACAGGAGAUUCAGGAAACAGGCAAGCUAUGUAAUGAAGAAGGAGUGUGCAUUGACUUCAGUGGUGAUUGGGGAAACAACUGCUGUCCAUUUGGCUAGUUUCGAUUCUGGGAUAUUACAAGAGAAAGUGCCUGAGCAACUUCAUUAGAUUACAGUUGCACCCUGAAAAUUGUCUACCACUGAGACAGUUCACAUAUAAUUUUAAAAUAAUAAUUUUCAAGUAAUAA